Bufo bufo (common toad) is the source of this 1016-nucleotide messenger RNA. RefSeq lists its product as uncharacterized. Bases 53 to 976 code for a protein of 307 amino acids. Lineage: Eukaryota; Metazoa; Chordata; Amphibia; Anura; Bufonidae. The transcript is spliced from 2 exons. The record is from RefSeq and is a predicted model, not a curated record.
GUAUUCUCUAUAUAGCCACAGCAGACUUAGGAAGGAAGUAUUUCUAUCAAGAAUGUUGUGGACAGUCUUCCUUCUGGGCUUAUGGCUCAAUAUAAGCAACGCUCAAGAGAUAAUUUAUGGCAAGAACAAGUAUAUUGAAUACCAGGUUGGGAACAUGAGCUUGAUCUUGACUGCCCCCCAUGGUGGAUCUCUAACACCAUCUUCAAUACCUACUCGCGAUACAGGAUGUUGGGAAAAAGCUACAGGAAAUUGCUACUACACACAUUCCUGUCCUUCAGGAUCUGUGAAAGACUCUGUUAAUUGUAAGGUUACAACAGUAAAGGAUCUAUACACUCAGGAAAUGGCUUUGGCUGUGGCCAAGGAGAUAUGUCGUCUAACAUCUGGAUUCUGUCCCCAUAUUGUUAUCAACAAUCUGUCAAGGUCUAAGUUGGAUCCUAACAGAGACAAGGAUGAAGCAGCCUUUGGUGUCCCUGAUGCAGACCAAGCUUGGGAUGAGUUCAUGGGUUUUAUCCGUAGUGCAAAGUCUCAUAUGUCACAAGGUUUACUCAUUGAUAUACAUGGUCAGUCCCACCCCGAACAAUGGAUUGAACUUGGCUAUCUCAUUUCCAAAGCAAAUUUAGAUUCUGGGAAAUUUUCUGCAUCCGAUACCUCCAUUUAUGCUUUGUCUAAAAGAAGGCCAGAUGCAUCUUUUGAAGAAUUGCUUCGUGGAAGACAAAGCUUAGGAAUGUUUAUCGAAGAACAGAAUGUUAAUUAUGUCUGUGUCCCUUCUCCUUCAAAUCCAGGGCCGAAUGGUGGUGCAUACUUCUCUGGAGGAUAUAUUACCAGCACUCAUGGCUCCAAAAUAUCUGGAGAAGUUGAUGCAAUUCAAAUUGAAUUGCCCAAGUGGAUUCGGGAAAAUGUUGAACGUCCCAAAUUUGCAGCUGUGUUAGCCAAAGCUAUUCUGAAUUUCUAUCAGUUCAGUUUUGAGAAAAUGUAAUGCAACACUAAUUUUUCCAAUAAACAUUUACAUGACAUAG